AUGUACACUGCUGAUCGUUUCUAUGCUCCACUUUCAGUGCUUGCCCUUGUGAAGUCGGCACAACAACAGCAUGGAUUGCGACACGGUGACUAUCAACGAUAUCGUCAGUACGUUUCACGAAAGCUGAGACGGAUGCGAAAAUCCUUGCAUUUUCAACAGGGUACUCGGUCCAAAGUUACUCCCAAAAAAUUAACAUCGGAUAUUGUUACUGAUCCUCGGUUCAUCACUCUCCGAGUAUUCGAGAUCGAGCGUUCCUGGGCAUAUGCCAUGCAGUUGAAAGCGGAAUCGAAUACAGAAUUGCGCAAACGAUUCCAAAUGAUCUCUCGACUCCGAAAGGCUGUUUUACGUGGCAACCAACUAACAGAUUUGGCUGCUGAGUUGCCUAUGUUGGAUGCCAAGACUAAACUGGAAAUUCAGGCAUAUGUUCAGUGGGUCCGUGGAACCCUCUCUUUUGAGUUGCAGGAUUGGAUUAAAGCGAAAGAAUUCCUCGAAUCUAUGCAGGCUAUUUACACUUGCCUCAUUCAAACCAUCGAGGAGGAUGCACGAGCUAUCUACACUGCACGCGUCGCUGACAUUUUGCCCCAAAUCCACUAUUGUGCGUACAAUAUUGGCGACAAAUCCGCGGCAUCCGAUUUGCAAAGGAUGCGGGCUGAAGCGACUACGAAUUUCGGUGGCUUAGCAGAACUACAGCUAGACGAGUUACUGACCCAGGCUCGAGCCAGCCAAGCUGGUCAAGUGACGUCAGUGGAGUGGCUUGGCCGUUCCAUCCCCAUCAAAUCGGAGAAAGCGAAGAUGGCUGUUUUGGCUGUUAACUAUCUCUCAUUUUUGCUUCUCUGUGCAUUCCCCUCCUCAGAUCUUUCCACCGUCGUAGCACCCGAUCCGCCUGCAUUCCGCAGUCUCUUCAAUCUCCACGAUAUGUCCUAUGGGGAUGACGAGAGUUUCCGAGUUCAGCUCGUCGCCACUGUUUUGCGCAACCUAGCGGUCGACGGUGGACUGAGCGCCGUCUCGAUCAGUCGUGAUCCUCAAGCUCUCCGGUUUAUUUUCUUGUGUAUCUAUUUGAACCACUCAAGCUUGCGUCAACUCGGCCUCGAGACUCUGUCUUCCCUACACUUUCCCGUUGUCGGCACCUUGGUCUCAGUCUUGAAACAUUUGAUCUGCACUCUGAUGUGCAGUUCCGAUCGUAACGAUAGAAUACGAGUUCAUCCGAUUCGCUACUCGAUUGUUCCACCAACUCAUCCUAACGCAGGCAGUUUGAGUUCCACCCAUCCAACCACGAAGAAUGCGUCCCCCAUAAGCACAAUGCCAAGAGUGCUUCCGAAAUUAGCGGAAACUGCUUUGUCUGCCGCAUCAUUUCCGUCUCCUGUCAUUUGUGCCUCACCGAGUUCCUCUGCCAGCUCCUGCAAAAAACCCCGCUCUGAGCCGGUGAAACUUCCCACUGCUAUUGCUCCUGCAGGACCCACCAACUCCGCUACGAUGCAGAGUUUCUCUUCUUCGUCCCCCUUGGUAAAAUCCUCACGUCCUCUGCUGAGCGCAGACAGUAGGACGUCUCGACCAGUCUCCCUGGAACGGCCCUCUCCAUCUGACACCGCACUUAACGCCGAAGCAACGAAAUGCCCCUUGGCUCCAAGGUUAGACAUUAAUCUUCGACCGGCCUUGCCUCGUCCGGGCAAGCUUACUGGGGACUCUCCGGUGGUACAAGUUCCCGGCUCGGUGCGUCGAGCCUAUAUGUUUGAUUGGUUAAAGCGGAAUUACGCUGUGCACAAUCAUUCCAGUGUGCCCCGUGUGCAAAUCUACAACGACUACCAACACGCACACCAACGCCGCUUCGGGUCUAGCUGUGGCAAUGCUGUUUCUCCAGUCGACUUUCACUCGGAGAUUAAAUCCAUUUUUCCCGGAGUCGAGCAAGUGAAAGUGCAAACUACUCACGGGAAUGUGGAGAUACACUACAACAACCUACGAUGCAUCCAUUCGCCGCAGCCCAAUAGCGAGAAAGGUGUUAACGAUAUCAUGGCUGCUGUCCUUAGUCCUUCAAAGAAUGAAUUGCCUUCCGUACGCGCUCCCAAGGUCAAGCUCCCAAAACGCGCCAUUGGUCCUUUGCAUCCAGCUUCCACACCUGGCAGUCCUCUGGGCGCCACUGUGGCCGAAUCAGAGCCACCGAUUCCCCUGAAACUCGCUCGACUACUUCCUGCGCAUAUAGUCAACGGCCACUUGGAGUCAGCAACCGACACAAAUAACGGUCGCAAAUUACUUCCAGUGAAUGGUCUGCAUAAAGAGGUCAUUCAUAUUCUAAAUCACUCCACUUCGUUGGCUGGUGGGUUGCAGUCCAUAACCAAUGGUCCUCGACUUUCGUCCCCUGACACUUCCGGCGAUCCAAUCAAAUACAAAACCUCGUCAUCCCAUUGUCCCAGACUAAACGAACUUGUCUCUAGCGAAACCGGUAUCGUCCUUCUGCCUGUCUUCACAGCAUUUAAUCUUCAUGCCGCCACUAGCAUUGCAAACAGAAGCAGUCCAACACCGGAUUCCAAGGUGCUCACCGAGACAUGCAACUUAAUCGUAUCGUCACCGAGCCCCAUCUUACGCGAUUCAUACACUCCGGGAAGCUGCACUAUGGCUGUUGCUAACCAUUGCAGCCCUUCCUCCGUUCUUAACAGCGCCGAGUCGAUCAAAUGCGUCCCCGACAACAGCCAGUUGGAUCUAGGCUGCCCUAUCGACCCUGCACCUCGCCCCUCCUCGGCUGAGACUUCCUCUGACCUUCAGAUGGUCACAACACCCUCCCCCUCUUUUUUGAUUUGCCAGUGGAAUGCAUGUGGCAGAACAUUCCAACGGAUUGACGAUGUUAUAGCCCAUGUUAUGGACACCCAUAUAACGAAGUCAAACUCGGAAGAGGUCUCCUGCUCAUGGAUGGACUGCUCUGAGCUCCUAACGAAUUGUUCCGUUGACACUCUAGCAGUUCACAUUCUAACCAGACAUUUACCCCAAUCGGACGGAUCGUCUCAUCUCUGUUCUUCCAAUUCUAACCUUACUUGUGCCACUAGCACUGAGAGACGGCCUAGCUCUCUUUCAGAUCUAUUGCAAGCGGAUUGUAUACUAGCAGAUCCUAGCUGCGUUUCUACGUCUGCCAGCUCCCUACCGUCCACAGCUGACUCUCCUCUUGUGAAUGAACUGAGUGGGUCAUCGGAGCCUACCUUAGAGGACUCAAGUCAGUCACCCCUGCUUUCGGCUCCCCUAGACCCUACCCCCGUCGAUCCGGUUCUACCCGGAGGUGCGUACCCUCCUUCGACAACCUCCCCUGUAGGGGUUGCGCUCCCUUCCUCAUCGUCGUGUACUGUGAAAUUAUCCAGUGAGUGUCGAAGAGCACUGGCCAACAGUGCCCCUAAUCAUCCCUUUGUUUCGCCUCCAACACGCGAAGGUCCAGUCACCAAACACAUCCGUUUGACUGCCGCUUUGGUACUAAAGAACCUCGUCCGCUACAGCCCCACUGCUCGUCGGUAUGUGGCGAAGUGGGAGGAACUGAUUUGUGACUUGGCCUUUUCCGACCUGGAAUCAUCCCCCACACUUUUUGAGUGUCUCUCCUAUCUGGAUAAUGGCGGUGGCUUGCUCGACUCCUCGGAUCGCCACUUUUUCUCCCUCCCCAUGGUGCCCACGGUUGAUUUCACUCGAUGCACAUCAUCGUUCAGCAGCUGA
Messenger RNA from Dicrocoelium dendriticum, 3684 nucleotides. Lineage: Eukaryota; Metazoa; Platyhelminthes; Trematoda; Plagiorchiida; Dicrocoeliidae. The record is from the annotation of a GenBank genome assembly.